AUGGCUUUCAGCCCAAUUGGAUUGCAAAGCCUUCCUGUCAAGUUGCUUUACGAGGUUGAACUUUACUCGCUGUCGAAAAAUCUCCCUCUUGUCUCCAGCCAUUUCUACGAUGUGUAUAAGAAUGCACCAUUAUUCUUUCACACCCAAUAUAUUCUUGGCCGCGUUAUGACCAGUGCCGAUCUUGACCUGUCCAAAGUCUACACUCGAGCACUUCACUAUCCCCUCUGCCAUCUUCGGGUUCUCGAGAUAAUCCACGGCUUGCUUAACGAUCGCUGCCCCUCAAAAUUGCAUGUGCAACUACCACGCCGACUGUUUCGCUUGUUGGUUCAACCACAAACUGGAUGGUCAAACCAAGAUGAGCCCAUCCCUCUCCUCCAGUACCUUUAUCAUACCCCAAAUAUGCCUCUGAUCUACACCAAUGCCAACAAUGGAUAUGCUCUAACAAGAGCUGUACAUGCCAAGUUUCUGCCUCUCGUUCAGUUUCUUCUUGACCAUCGAGCUUCACCUACAUGCCAUGAAGGCCUUGUGCUGAAGGUUGCCAUUCGACAUAAUAGUGUUGAUAUGUUCAAGAUGCUUGUUGAACAGCAUCCAGGUUCCAAGCAGAGGGGCAAGAAACGGAAGCUGGAGGAUAGGGUUCUUUUGGACUCCAAUGUGCUCAAGGUUGCUGUCAUGUUGGAUGCCUGA
Messenger RNA from Cyclocybe aegerita, 684 nucleotides. The record is from the annotation of a GenBank genome assembly. Lineage: Eukaryota; Fungi; Basidiomycota; Agaricomycetes; Agaricales; Hemipholiotaceae.